AUGUAAAACGAUGAUAAUGAAUGGUAAAAAGUAGUUCAAACUACUACAAGAAUAGAUUAAUAAAUCAAGAAUAUCAAAAUGAGAUUACAAUCAGCACUUACAUAAUUAAUCAUAUAAUCAGAAGAAUAAAAUAAAAUUACUAAUCCAGAUCCAAUCAUUCAAAAAAUUAAUCCUCCUUUAAUUAUUUAACAUAACAGUAGAUCAAUAGAAAAAAAAGAUAAACCUGCAUUAAGAUAAUGUGCAUCCAAAUCACCUAUUCGAACUCCAGAUAAUAAUACAGAUUGUCCAUCCCCAAUAUCCACCUUAUCUAAUAAUUCAACACUUAGAAUGCAAUUAAAAUAAGCUGAACUUCUUAGUCCUAAAUAUUAAAAUAUUUCUGAUCGAUUUCAUAUUGGAAAAUUCUUAGGAAAAGGCAAAUUUAGUGAUGUCUUUUAAGCAUAGUAAAUCUUUUAAUUAAGAUAGAGAAAAAACUUCAAAAGUAUUAGUUGCUCUAAAAGUGAUCUAAAAAACUGUUAUUAGUAAAUAUAAAAUGGAAGCAUAACUUGCACAUGAAAUCAAAAUACAAAGUUAUUUGAAUCAUCCUAAUAUCUUAAAACUAUUUGGAGUCUUCUAAGAAUAAACUAAAGUAACUCUUGUUAUUUAAAUUAGAUUGUUUUAAUUCUUGAAUAUGCACCAGAUGGAGAAUUAUAUAAAUUAUUAAAAAAAUAGCCAAAUCGAAGAUUUACAGAGAAUAAAGCUGUCAAUUAUAUUGCAUAAAUUGUAGAAGGAAUUUCAUAUAUGCAUAAAAUGAAAGUCAUUCAUAGAGAUAUCAAACCUGAAAACAUUUUAAUAAGUCUAGUAUAAAAUUCUUAUCAUAUUAGUAAUUCUUAAAAAUUGCAGAUUUUGGUUUAGCAACUUACUCUCCAGAAUCAAAACCAAGAUAAUCGUUUUGUGGAACUAUAGAUUAUAUGUGUCCAGAAAUAGCAUCAGGAUAAGAUUAUGACCAUUCUGUUGAUUUAUGGUCUAUUGGAAUUUUAGCUUAUGAAUUAACUACUGGAACUACUCCAUUUUACUAAUCUUCUAAAGAAGAUACCAUGAGAAAAAUCAUUGAAGGAAGAGUUGAUUUCCCAAAAUAUGUUUCAAAUGAAUUAUAAGAUUUUACUAAAUGUUGCUUAAGAAAAGAUCCAUAAUAGAGACUCAGAUUAGAUUAAAUGGCUAUUCACAAAUGGAUAUAAAUAAAUCAUCAAUCUGGUGGUUAAUAUGAUAGAAUGUUAGUUCAAUCUUUGGUGACUAUUUUAAAAUGA
Messenger RNA from Paramecium sonneborni, 1283 nucleotides. The record is from the annotation of a GenBank genome assembly. Lineage: Eukaryota; Ciliophora; Oligohymenophorea; Peniculida; Parameciidae.